Molecule: messenger RNA, 469 nt
Organism: Charadrius vociferus (killdeer)
Lineage: Eukaryota; Metazoa; Chordata; Aves; Charadriiformes; Charadriidae
Product: myelin-oligodendrocyte glycoprotein-like
Exons: 3
Source: RefSeq, a predicted model, not a curated record
AUGGACGGACGGAUGGACGGGUGGAUAGAUCGAUGGCUGCGGCCGCAGAUGGGCUUCCGCGCCAUCCCCAGGGGCCUCCUGGGCUUUGUGGUGACUCUCCACCUCCUGCGGUUGGGAUCAGCUCAAUUCAGAGUGGUGGGACCACGCCACCCUCUGCGUGCCACCGUGGGGCAGGACAUCGUGCUGCCAUGUCACUUGUCCCCCGCCGUGGACGCUCAGAACUUGGAGAUCAGGUGGAUCCGGCACCAGAUCUCUGAAACGGUGCACCUCUAUCGAAAUGGAGAGGACGUGUACGGGGCACAGAUGGAAGAGUACAUUGGAAGGACAGAGUUGGCCAGAGAUGGUCUCUCCAGUGGAAUCCUGGACUUGCGGAUCAGUGGGGUGAGACCCUCUGACGACGGCCAGUACGUCUGCACUGUGCGAGAUGCUGACUCCUAUGGAGAAGCUCUGGUGGAGCUGGAGGUGGCAG